Neomonachus schauinslandi (Hawaiian monk seal) is the source of this 216-nucleotide messenger RNA. RefSeq names its product phosphatidylinositol glycan anchor biosynthesis class Y (gene PIGY). The record is from RefSeq and is a predicted model, not a curated record. Lineage: Eukaryota; Metazoa; Chordata; Mammalia; Carnivora; Phocidae. The transcript has a single exon. The coding region runs from base 1 to 216 and encodes 71 amino acids.
AUGUUUCUGUCUCUUCCUACGUUGACUGUACUUAUUCCGUUGGUCUCUUUAGCCGGACUGUUCUACUCAGCCUCCGUGGAAGAAAACUUCCCACAGGGCUGCACUAACACAACCAGCCUGUGCUUUUAUAGUCUGCUCCUGCCCAUUACCAUACCAGUUUAUGUGUUCUUCCACCUUUGGACUUGGAUGGGUAUUAAACUCUUCAGGCAUAAUUAA